Messenger RNA from Vitis riparia (riverbank grape), 1569 nucleotides. RefSeq names its product F-box/LRR-repeat protein At2g42720-like. NCBI's taxonomy places the organism in Eukaryota, Viridiplantae, Streptophyta, Magnoliopsida, Vitales, Vitaceae. The record is from RefSeq and is a predicted model, not a curated record. The transcript is spliced from 3 exons. Gene Ontology annotation, molecular function: protein binding. The coding region runs from base 1 to 1569 and encodes 522 amino acids.
AUGGCGGAGGAGCAAAUUGAUCGAAUAUCGCAACUGCCUGAUGACAUAUUGAGAAGUAUCUUGAGUUUACUUCCCACCAGGGACCUUGCUCGAACCAAUUUGGUGUCAAAGGCAUGGCGAAAGCUAUUUGCUUUUUCCUCUCUCCCAGUUUUGAUGUUCCAGUCUCCGGAUUUUCUCGCUGCACCUCGCAAAGACACUGAUGUCUCCUCCUUUAUCAAUGCCAUCGAUUCCUACCUAAAACUCCGUCAGAAAGACGCAAGUCUUGAGAAACUCCGGCUCCAUGUGCAUCUCAAUGACGUCAAAUCGCUGUUAGACUCGUGGAUCGACGCGGCACUUGAGAGGAAGGUGAAGGAGCUGGAUCUAUAUAUACUACCCAGGGGAAGGGAGAGAAGAAAUCCUUAUAGCUUGCCGGCUAAAAUUUUUGCUGCCACAACAAUUACUGUUCUCAGUUUACAGCGUGUCAUAAUGGAAAUCUAUGGUGAUAUAGAUCUUCCGGCGCUACGAAAGUUGCAUUUAGGAGAAAUCCAGUGUGAUGAACAACCAAUUCAGAAACUGAUAUCAAGUUGCCCUUUGAUCGAUUGUUUGCGCAUCGAAUCUUGCCACGGGUUGCAAAAGCUUCAUGUUUCGGGGCUUGCUAAUCUACGUAGGCUGGGAGUACUUUGGUGUUAUGAAUUGAAAAGGAUUGAAAUCAAUGCGCCAAGCCUUCAAUAUCUCAUGUAUCAACAAGGAAGACGCCCGUGUGACGUUGUCUUGAGGGCCUCUGAAUUUCUCAGAGAGUUAACAUUUUGGGACUCAACCAUAACAGGGGAUUUGUUCCAAAAUCUUGUCUCUCGACUUCCGAGUCUUGAGGGAUUGGGGAUAAGGUGCACUAAAUUGCAAAGGAUUGAGAUUUCGGAUCAUCAGCUCAAGCGAUUAGACCUAAGUCUAACUGAAAAGCAGAGCAAGGCGAAACUCAAGAUUGAUACCCCAAAUCUCCAGUCAUUCAAGUAUGAUGGCCAUAGAAUGCCUUUAGCCUCUCUCAUAUCAUCUAUGAACACUUCUUCUCUACAGGAAGCUCAGAUUCAUUUUCUCGGCUCUGAUAAUUAUAGCCAUCUCUUCAUCCCUCAAUUGAAAGAAUUUUUUGAAAAAUUGAAGCAUUGUCAAGUUAUAAAACUACUCAUAAAAUCCAAACGGGAGCUCAUUCUUCCCAGAAAGCUGAGGCCAAUUUUAUCUCCCCCUGUUUAUGAUAUCAAGCAUCUAAACAUAACAGUAAGUCACUGCUGUAGAAACCACCGGUACAUCAUAGAUCGCUUGCUUUGGAUGUGUCACCCUCAAACUUUAUCCAUUUCAUCAGGGACCAACCCCAAGUUUGUAAAGAUCUUGUAUAACAAGUUCAACAACAAAGAAGAGCACCCCAAGUGUUGCACAUCUUGUCCCAUCAAAUGUUGGAGGCAUUAUUUGGAAGAUGUUCAAAUUGAUGGUGAUGAAAGCAGAUUGGAAAUUGACAGAAUUAUUGCGAUGCCAAAGCCAUCUAUGUAUACGCAUAGUGAUGUUAGGUUUAGAUUAAAAUGGAGAUCUCAACUACUAUAG